AUGUUGCGUGUCGAUUUCUGCGGCCUUUUCUGUGCCCUCCUCGUCUACGGUUGUAUAUUUUAUGCUGAUUAUGUUGUUAUACGAUGGCUAGUUUAUCCGACUUUAGUAAAUACGUAAGUUGUUUACUGUGUGUAAAGUCAUUUUCGUCAUGUUAUGAUUUUUUUUUAUUUAUGAAUUUUUAUUGUUCGUGAUUAUUUCAUAUUGUUUUAGAUUCUGGGGUCUUUUUCACAUAUGCGCAUUCAACGGCCUUCUGGGUAUGGCUGUUCUCGCCCAUCUGAGGACCAUGCUGAGUGAUCCGGGAAUAGUCCCGCUGUGCAGUCAAACCAUUUCUCAGAAACCGAAGCCUUUCUCCAGAGAUAAUGAUGACUCCGACUAUUCAGACUCGGAAACAGAAUUAUAUCCGGCCAAGAAAGACAGUUAUGUGGUAAGCUAUACGUUUUCACACCAAGGUUUUUUUAAGUAAUUAAUGUAAAAUUUUUAUAUUUGGAGUUGGUAAUUAUCAUAAAAUUCGUUUCAGGGAGAAGAUUGGAGUAUAUGCACGAGGUGUCAGAGCUAUCGACCACCUCGUGCCCAUCAUUGUAGGAUAUGUAAACGAUGUGUAAGGAAGAUGGAUCAUCAUUGUGAGUAAUUGCAAAAUUGUUUCACUUUUUGAUAUUAAAAGUUGGUAUUGAUUUCAAUAUUUCAGGCCCUUGGGUUAAUAAUUGCGUUGGAGAACUGAAUCAGAAAUACUUCUUGCAAUUCGUGUUUUAUGUUGGAAUCCUUGCGGGAUAUGCUUUUUUGUAGGUUUUGUUUGUUUUUUCAAUUCUUUUUUUAGUAUCAUCGCUUUGUCGUGGUUAUAUCACGAUGAAAAAGGAGAGACAGGAAUGUAUGGGCCAAAUGGAGAGAUGGCUAAGCAUUAUAAAGUGUGAGUAACUAUACGUUUCCAUUACUUUAUAACUAUUAUUUAUAGUAGUAAAUUAUAAUUGGGCGUUGUUGUAGGAUACACACAAUCGGGUUGUCCGUUGAGAGUGCUCUCUUCGGGCUUUUUGUUCUGGCCGUCUCUUGUGAUCAGGUUGGUAAAUUCUGUGCAUUUAUAUAAGUUUAGGUCUAGUGUUGCACUAUAAAUAUUUUGUUUGGCAGAAAGUAUAAUGUUGUUUCAGAUGCAAGCCAUCUUCAACGACGAGACCGUGAUCGAAGCCCUUCAACGAGGCUUCAACCGGCGUCGUCGUCGCCGAAGAGGGAAAUGGCACCUACUACAAGAUGUCUGCGGCCCUUCCCAUUGGUCUCUCUGGAUGCUCCCCUGCGUUUCCCUUCCCGCCCGACGAGAAUUCAUCAGAUUCGCCCGGAACGUCCGUGAUUUGAAUGUGUAG
Messenger RNA from Bursaphelenchus xylophilus (pine wood nematode), 1349 nucleotides. The record is from the annotation of a GenBank genome assembly. Lineage: Eukaryota; Metazoa; Nematoda; Chromadorea; Rhabditida; Aphelenchoididae.